Messenger RNA from Centropristis striata (black sea bass), 1295 nucleotides. It is a transcript of the gene smtna, whose product is annotated as smoothelin a. The record is from RefSeq and is a predicted model, not a curated record. Gene Ontology annotation, biological process: actin cytoskeleton organization. Gene Ontology annotation, cellular component: filamentous actin; microtubule organizing center. NCBI's taxonomy places the organism in Eukaryota, Metazoa, Chordata, Actinopteri, Perciformes, Serranidae. Gene Ontology annotation, molecular function: protein binding. Bases 162 to 902 code for a protein of 246 amino acids. The transcript is spliced from 8 exons.
UAUGAAGCUCUGCAGUGUGAGGUGUGAUGUCAAGUCUGAGCUCUAACAGCUCUCCGCACAAGUCUGAAGGAGGAACGAGGAGAGGCUGAAAACUUCUAAGGAGCCCAAAGACACAAAGGUUUGCAUCCUGAAAACAGUAUUUUUGCACCAUCUCUUUAGACAUGGAGUCAAAAACUGAUGGAUCAGCAUCAGUGACCAGCGGAGAACUGGCUGCUAUUGAGGAUGAAGAGGUUCUCAACAAGAUGCUGGAUAAUGCAACAGAUUUUGAAGAGAGACGCAUGAUACGUGCUGCACUGAGGGACCUGCUCAAGAAAAAGAGAGAUAAACGGGAGCAGGAUCGAGGGUCGAGGCAGCAGGAUUUGAGACAGCAGGGCCUGAGCAAAGGAGGGACAACAGGCGGCGGUGUCAGCGUCGGCAGAGCCUCCAUGAACCAGCAGCCACCCACAAACAAAUCAUCAGACCAGCCUUCUCCAUCAGCAGGCAGCAAGACCAGUCCUGCUGUGACCUCAGCCCAGAAAUGUCCUCCUGCUGCAGCACCUAACGUUAAAAAUGUCAAACAGAUGCUUCUGGACUGGUGCAGGGCCAAAACAGAGCCAUAUGAGGGGGUGGACAUCCAGAACUUCUCCUCAAGUUGGAAGGACGGCAUAGCCUUCUGCGCCUUGGUGCACCGCUUCUACCCUGAUGCAUUCGAGUACUCCAUCCUCAACCCUAACAAGCCCAGGGAUAACUUCCAGCUGGCUUUCAGCACUGCAGAGAGGCUGGCUGGCUGCCCCCCUCUGCUGGACGCUGAUGACUUAGUCAGGAUGAGAGAGCCUGACUGGAAGUGUGUGUACACGUACAUCCAGGAGUUCUACCGUUGCCUGGUGGAGAAAGGCCUGGUCAAAACAAAAAAGCGACCGUAGACUCUGGCAGCUUUCAGGAUCAGCUUCGGUUUUUAAAUUUUUACAAUUAAUACACACAUAACCGUAAAAAAGAUACUAUUAUGCACCUUUUUCAACUGAAUAUUUACAUUUUGUUUGUGAUCUUAGAGUUGGUCUUAAUUAUUUAGAGUGUCUGGCUGAUGCAUUAAGUAAAUGUAAAAGAACAGUGCCUAUAAUGUGUGUUUGUAUUGGUUUUGUGUAUUAGCAGAGACUUAUGGGUGUCUCAGUGCUCACAGUGGACAGCUGGCGCUUAGGAUCAGUACAUUCCUCUGAGAUUACACAUCUGCAUUAAUCCCAGUCAGAGCCAUAGAGAAUCUGGGAACACAUUUUAUCAUGAUGCUGUUGAGUGCCUGAGGGUGUGAGUAUUACAGACAC